AUGGCAGAAAUCAAAGAGUACACCCUGAAGGAGGUGACUGAGCACAACACUGAGAAAGACCUCUGGAUCAUCAUUGAUGGCAAUGUCUACGACAUUACUACAUAUACUCUGGACCACCCCGGCGGUGUAGAAUCUCUGGUAGAGGUAGCUGGACAAGACGCUACCACAGCCUUCGAAGAUGUUGGUCAUUCCGACGAGGCUAGAGAGAUCAUGGAGCCCUUUCUCAUUGGACGAUUGGAAGGCUUUACAAAGGCAGCUCGCAAGCAGGCAGUUCAGAUCGUCCGCAAGGAGCCAGCUCCCAGUCAAAGCAACGUGCCUAGUGUCAAAACUUUGAGUACGGUUGGAGCUGCAAGUCUGCUUGCUGGUACAGCUACUGCAGUUGCCUAUAAGUUUCAUGGCCACAUUCACAUUCCCGGAGCCGAGAAAUAUUUGCACAAGCUCAACCUCCACAAGCUCAACUUCUUGCAAUCCGACAAUGGUUUCCUCAAGGGCUUCUUACUGGCUAGUGUGUUCUCGGCAGCAUUUGGCGCAAGCUUCGCAUCUUAUAUCUCGAAGAUAACAACUAUUCCUGGUGGUUUUGGACGCACCCCGAUGUACAAGAAGGCUACCAAGUUGCCAACCAGACAUUACGUCGGUUUCCUAAAAUCUACAGAGUUCCAGCCAUUGCCCUUGAAGUCGAAGCAAAUUCUUCGCGGAACAGGGCUUGUUCGUUUGACUUUCGAACUCCCAACUCCGUUGACUAGACUUGGCCUGCCCAUUGGUCAGCACGUUGCCAUCCAGGCAAAGAUCGGAGAGCAAACAGUGACUCGUUCGUACACACCAACUUCGAACGACUCAGACCUUGGCGAACUGGUUCUCCUUAUCAGAGUUUAUGAUGAAGGUCUUUUGACUGGAAAAUACCUUUCGCAGCUCAAGGUUGGUGACCAAGUACUUUUCCGUGGUCCGAAGGGCGCCAUGAAGUACAAGAAGGGCUACGCUAAGAAGAUUGGCAUGGUUGCUGGCGGCACUGGAAUCACUCCUCACUACCAACUCAUCAGGAGUAUUUGCGAAGACAGAACCGACACCACAGAAGUCUCAUUAGUGUAUGCCAACCGCACCGAGGACGACAUCUUGCUCAGGUCAGAGUUGGAUGCGUGGGCCAAAGCAUACCCUAAGAAUCUCAAGGUGCACUACAUGCUCGACAACCCACCUGAAGGUUGGCAGUAUGGUAAAGGCUUCGUCAACAAGGAGAUUCUCGAAAAAUACAUGCCUGCUCCGUCAUCUGAUGGAUCUUCCAAGAUCCUACUUUGCGGUCCCCCUGGUAUGAUCAACGCCACGAAGAACAACUUGGUUGAAUUGGGUUGGAAAAAGCCUGGUGCAGUUGGCAAGAUGACCGAUGACAUUUUCACUUUCUAG
This is a messenger RNA of Aureobasidium melanogenum CBS 110374, 1395 nucleotides long. RefSeq lists its product as uncharacterized. Gene Ontology annotation, cellular component: endoplasmic reticulum. The coding region runs from base 1 to 1395 and encodes 464 amino acids. The record is from RefSeq and is a predicted model, not a curated record. Lineage: Eukaryota; Fungi; Ascomycota; Dothideomycetes; Dothideales; Saccotheciaceae. Gene Ontology annotation, molecular function: oxidoreductase activity. The transcript has a single exon.